AUGGAUACAACGGGGGAUGCGCCAUCGUUGCCGUCGCUUAGUGCCGGGUGUUGGAGGCGGGAUUGUCUGGUUCUCACUAACCAGACACAAAACCUUCUUGUCGCCAUACGCUCCAACGGUAGGUUCGGCACAAAUACCCCCUUCGCAAAUGCGGGCCAACUAACCGAGAAUCAUUUGCUUCGCCAGUUGAAGGCACUUCAGCGGGCGAUUCUGACGCCAAAUUUGGCGCGUCCUGUCAGUGAGAAGGCGAUUCUGACGCCAUUCUGUGAUAUCAUUACCUCCGCGACAAUGAGUGACACAAUUGUGGGAGUCGCCCUGGCGUGUUUGUCAAACCUCAUCGAUCUUCGAUGUUCCUUUGUUACAGUGAACGGGCUUGAGCUGAUUCUACGCAGGCUAAAUGGCAUAAAAAGGGACGUGCACGACGUGUUUCUAUACGAGGUUGUGCUCAGCAGGGUGUUGCAGUUGUAUGUGAGUUGUGCGGCUCACCCGUCCGCGGCAGGAUUGCCUGAGAAUUUUUACGUACAAAUGGUGCGACGUGCGUAUACGCUGGCGCUACAUCCGAUGUUUACUCCACUGCUUCGGCGAACGGCCGAACAAGCCAUGAAGUCAAUUGUUACAUCUCUGUAUACGAUUAUCUUAAAUAACAGGCCGCAUUCCCGUCCGCUUGCUGCGAAGGAGGAAACCGUACUACACGAUGGCGCGGAGGAGGAGUCGGCGUCGUCUCUUACGGGAGCUGUUAUGCUGCGUUACAUUUGCACCCUUAUAAAAGGGUCCGAUGAUGAAAAUGAGUCAGGGCCGGAGAUGCAACCGCCUGAGACGAGGAACGCGUCUAAAACUGCGGCGGUGCAAUUAGAGGGGCUAUGUCUCGUGCAGGCCAUGCUGUUUGUGAUCAAGGAUUGCCUUUGUGACCCGGGGCGGGAGGAGCUACUUCAUGGUGUACAGCACGAACUGUGUCGUGCGCUUCUCGUGACAGGGGUGAGUACGGAGAAUACCAUAGUUCUCUCCCAGAUACUUCGGACAGUACAUAUUGUGAUGAAAAUUGCCUCAACGCAUGUGGUGCCGCAGACUUUUUCUUUUAUUAGAGCCCUUCAUCUUGACCCCAUCAUGCGCAUGGCAGAAGAACUCCGCUCCGGCCCAUCAUCGCCGGGAAAAAUGGUUUCCUCGCCUUCCCUAGCAGCCGCACCGACGCUGCCCACUGGACCUCCAUUUCACCGGAGUGUAACGCAUCUGAUGGACCUCUAUGAACAUCGAGAACUUUUAUUGGAGAGUCUUGUAGAGUUCUGCGGAGAUGCCGAUUUUGCCACAUUUUGCUACGCGCAGUAUGACCUCUCACGACGUUUUAUUCCCUUGUUUGAUCGUCUUUGCUCGGUAUUGGUGGAGAACUGUUUCUACGUGCUCGACGAUGCUGCCCCUGCCGUCGCAAGAAAGGGGGACCGUAAUGGGGCGUCUUCCGACGUUGGCUCGGAGGCGUGUUUGACGAAUAUGGACAUGCUCGCUUUAGAGGCAAUGAAUGCGCUUUUGCAUCAAAUAGCUCUGGCAAUUUCGCGUCCGUUGCCGUCUUCAGCCGAGUUGACGUCGCUGAUUACGUCUCGGCUGGAGCAGAAGAAACUAUUGAUGGAGUUUGCCUUUCUGUUCCGAAGCAGCGCCGUCAGGGAGGGCAUUCCAUUUCUCCUGCGGAAGGCAACUCGGGUUCCCGCCGGAUCCUCCUACCGCAACAUCGCCGGUAUUGGCGGGGUAAACUCGCCGGCCCUGGUGCUUGCCGAACCCGCUGGUGGGCGUGAGGUGGGUGCCUGCCUUUUUUACCUUAGUGAUAUGCUGGACAAGCGUGUCUUGGGGGACUACCUCGGUGAGCUUGGCAGGGAGCCGCCCCCGCCGACGCCUGACGGAACGGAGGAAGGCGCUGCGGCCCUUGCCGCCUGGGAGGCCGAGCGGGAAAACGAUCAUUUGCGGGCAGGAACUGUGCGCUUUUAUGAGGAACAACUGAAAGGGUUCCUACAAGAGUUCGAUUACCGCAACAAGUCUCUCUUGCACUGCAUUCGUGAGACAGCCUAUCAUAUGUGCAUGCCGGGGGAGGCGCAGAAGAUUGAUCGCGUCAUGGAGGCGUUUGCGAAAAUGUGGCUCAAAUCUAACUCUGAUGCGGCGAAGGAAAUUAACCCGUUCUGUAGUGAACAGGGUCCUUUUAUCCUCGCCUUUUCAUUGAUUAUGUUGAACACCGACCAACACUCCGGCAAGAUGGUAAAACCAAUGCAGCGGGCAGACUUUCGACGUGUGCAUCGUGACAGUGAUGGAGGUAAUUGCCUUCCAGAUGAGUACCUGGAUCAAUUAUACGAUGAUGUGAAGGCCCACCCAAUUAUUAUGGCAGAAAUGAUUGAUGUGGGUUUUACAAACGACGUCACCUGGGCGCUGGAAAUGCGAGAACUGGCCCUUUCUGAAGAGGUGAUCUCCAACGAUGCCAUAUUGCGGUGCUCGAUGCAGGUGACAACGUCAACUUCCAGCGAUCAAGCUGUUGCCCAGGCCUUGCAUCCGUUUGUCUUUUCCGCGUUCUGGAGGCAUGCUCUCACGGCAUUUGCGAACACCAUUUAUACCUGUAGCCUCUGCCCCGGCCACGAUAUUGUGGAGGAGAUAGAUGCGGAGGACAACGGUGACAAGAGUGAUUCCUUUUUAACUGCGACUGAAGAGGCACACAAUCUUGCACUUGGUGGUCUAUGCUUGCUAGCCAAGACCGCUAAACACUUUGGCACCGUGUCUGCCGUAGACCAUAUCAUAUUGGUCCUGCUCUCGCAGCUCCCGCUUGACAAGCAAGAUGCACAUGGUUCAUUGGUUCGUCUUGGGAACGGACGUUUCUCGUUGCGUUGCUUAGAAAAACUCUUCUGCGUCCUUCGUGAGUGUCUGCCGCUGGUAAUGGACGCCUGGGGAGAGUUGGGUCACUUUUUUGCUAACUCCUUUUUGCUGGGUAUUUUCGCGCGGGAACCGAACCUGGCCCCUUCAACGCCCUCCGCGGCCGGAGGCACCGAGCUGUGGGAGGAGCUGCGCAAUAAUCCCGGGCUAGUCGUGGCUGGCGUUAAGCGUACGACCUCCGAGGGUGGCUGGUUUGCGGCGUUGUGGGGCUCCUCCGUUUCGCCCGAGCGCCUCAAGGCGCAGGAGUGCGAGGAACAGCGGGCGAUGGAACGGGUCAAGGUGCGGUUUCCUGACAUUGAGGAAUUUCUCCGCAUGAUUGACGCGCUUGAAGAGAAACCCCACCAUCAGCUCCUUCGUGCCUUGUGCGAGGAGGCAGCAAUGAAGGGCAAAGGUGCGGCCGACAGUUAUGCGGCCUCGUAUACGGUGAUUCUCAUCACGGAAGUCGUCAUGCGCCGUUCACGGGAUAACGCUGUGCUAGAGCGCUACCUCAAGUUGUGUCAGCAAGUCACGGCAAGCAUAUUUGCCGCUCUCGACCAGCCUAACACCACACACGCAUUCAGCGGCAAGAAGAGCAAUAAUUGUAGUAGCAGCAGCAACAACCACGGUAGCAAGGCUCGUGGCACCAUUGAGGAGUUUCAAAUGACCGAGCUUGGCCAACCGAUCCCCGCUGAGGCCUACGAGUAUUGGGUAUCGCUGGCAACCCGCGUGGUAAAUGCCUUGCUUAGGGCUGUAAAGCAUUUUAUAGGUAAUGAACUGCAGCAGGAGGCAGGACAACGAAUUCUGUGCCUACUUACCGCUGCCCCCUCCAGGGUUUUUACGGCUGUGGUGGCCCCACUACUCUCCGCUGCCUUGCUAGAGUUACUCACUGAGCCGCAAUAUCUACCGCACGUACCAGCCCAUUCACUACUGGUGACGUUAUUGGAUGCACUAUGUACACUGGCAACUAAGUGUGGUCAUCCUCUCGUGCGGCAGCAAACGCGGAAAGCGCUAUCGAUGAUGGUGAAAAAGGAGCGCUAUAACAUCCUGCAAGAUGGCGAGGAUGUUGUAAAUGCCUUGGUAACCUCUGCGCUUGAGUCAAAUAGUGAAUGUGAGGUAGGCAUCCGAGCUGGAAUACAUUCAAGUGAGCUGACUCAGGAUGAGAAUUUGGAAAGUUUUGCGGAUAAUCUUACCAUCGCCUGUCGUCGCCUCGUUGCUCUUUACGGUUCAAGAGGCACCACAAAUGAGGACGCGGAGUGGCGGCGUGUGUGGAUUGCCUCACUCCGUGGUCUCUGUGCCUUGGUUGUGUCUUCGCGCCAGUACCGCGAUAGAAGUGAGGCGCUCCUAUGCCUACAGCGUUGCUUGCUAGACCCGGACAUUGAUCAACUGCCCGUCACUGCCGUUUCUAUGCUCUACGAAGAUGUUGUUUUUCCACUUACUGAACAAAUUUGUGCCCCAUCCUCCUCUGCCGCGGCAACUGCACUGUCGCCGAGUGGCCAGACAACUGCUGAUGCCGCCGUGAGCCCGGCCCCAGGCCAAACGUUUGUAACGAGUCUCUUAAGCCCAUUUGCCCCACAGCCGACAACAAAGUCCGGGAUGGGGGGUUCGGCGGGCCCAUCCGGUUCUGUGAAGGAGAGAAAUCAACAGGUGACUAUUGAUUUGAAGUGCCGUGUUGUUGGUUUACUACCCAAAGUAUUUCUACACCACGUGAAGUCCCUUGGAGAGACGCCAGAGGUGUUACAGGAACUGUGGCAACGUAUCCUGGGCACCCUUUAUGCCCUUUACACCGCCCCGACAGAGAGUGCCUCCAAUACCGUGCCGUCUGCUGCGCAGGACGCGAUGUGGAUGAGUCGUGUAAGCGGUGCGACAGAGGACGAAAUCGUUCUGCGCGAGGCCAUUCAAGAAACUGUAAAAAAUAUGAUUUACGUUCUCUCAGCGACCCUCUCUGAACCUGCGUGCGAACAGGCCAUGCGACAGACCCCAUUCUUCUGGACAUCCACAAAGAAUUUGCUGCGCACCUUUGACUUUGCUGAGCCUCUUCUUGCCCAUAUUGACAUGAUUGAAAGUUAA
This is a messenger RNA of Trypanosoma conorhini, 4944 nucleotides long. RefSeq lists its product as uncharacterized. Gene Ontology annotation, molecular function: guanyl-nucleotide exchange factor activity. NCBI's taxonomy places the organism in Eukaryota, Euglenozoa, Kinetoplastea, Trypanosomatida, Trypanosomatidae. The record is from RefSeq and is a predicted model, not a curated record. The transcript has a single exon. Bases 1 to 4944 code for a protein of 1647 amino acids. Gene Ontology annotation, biological process: regulation of ARF protein signal transduction.